Messenger RNA from Strongylus vulgaris, 497 nucleotides. NCBI's taxonomy places the organism in Eukaryota, Metazoa, Nematoda, Chromadorea, Rhabditida, Strongylidae. The record is from the annotation of a GenBank genome assembly.
AUGACAGCCGCUGGAGUGCGGGAUGGUCACUUCAUUGACCCUGUCAUGAAGCGAAUAAGAUACGAUAAGGAUGUGGAGGAAGUUGAUACAUUACGAACCUUUCAGGAUUAUGAAGCUUCACUGCAAAAGAGUAAGCUGUCGGAUAAGAGUCCAGCUAAGGAGAAACCACGAAAAGUCACGAAAAGGAUGCUUGUUGAAGCGAGUGCUGUUCCCGAAGUUGAUUCCAAACAAAUACGUAAGGACUCUCCUUUGACUGGAAGAACUGUUUGUGUCCUGUACGGUACCGACGAACGGUUACGUAAACGUCUUAUGGAGAUUUUAAAGAAGUAUGGAGCAAAAGUGGUCGCGAAUCCGACGGCUGAUAUGAGCUUGGUGGUGGCUACAACGGAUAAACACCCUAAGACAAGGGCUCAGGUGCAAGCUGGCGAAGUUACGGUGCUGAAAUCAAAUUGGGUGUUGAGGUGUGAAGAGGAAGGCCGAGUCGUGAAAUGGUAAGA